Messenger RNA from Pundamilia nyererei, 2149 nucleotides. RefSeq names its product sodium channel, voltage-gated, type IV, beta a (gene scn4ba). The transcript has 5 exons. Bases 733 to 1434 code for a protein of 233 amino acids. The record is from RefSeq and is a predicted model, not a curated record. Gene Ontology annotation, biological process: regulation of ventricular cardiac muscle cell membrane repolarization; regulation of sodium ion transmembrane transporter activity; cardiac muscle cell action potential involved in contraction. NCBI's taxonomy places the organism in Eukaryota, Metazoa, Chordata, Actinopteri, Cichliformes, Cichlidae. Gene Ontology annotation, molecular function: transmembrane transporter binding; sodium channel regulator activity. Gene Ontology annotation, cellular component: plasma membrane; voltage-gated sodium channel complex.
ACCUCUACCUCUGCAGUACCUCAUUUCUCCCUGUGCCGGCACGGGAAACACGCAUACUUUCUGCUUUUCUGCCUGCUGGCUCUCCUCCAGCAUCCUUCUGUGCCUCUUGUGUGUUCUCCUCCCCCUCCAGCCUAUGUCUCCCCCCCACCCAUGGGGUUUGUUGGCCAGCCUGGUUACCUGACUAUUCCUGCUGCUGUUAAAGGAGUGGAGCGGUCUGACACAACGCUGCUACCCUGGUGCCGCUCUGCCUCGCUACUCCUCUAUGCCUUUCGCCUCACACUCUGCUUUGCUGGAUAAUUACCACUGUGUCUGCCAGAGACAGCGACAGAGGACAGGAGAGGAGGGAGGCAAAGAAACAGAGAGGCUGCACUCUUUGUUCAACUGCUGCAUUCUUCAGUCUUUCCUUUCCUCUGCUUCCCCGGGCUGCAGGAGAGCAGUGCAAGGAACAACUUGAUGUGAGAAAGCUCCCUAAAGGAAUUUUAUCCUUCUCUCUUUUGCGCUUCCUCAUUCUGUUCAUUCCUGGGACAGAGUGCAGAGGAGGAGAGAAGAGGGAGGGACUGAGAGCAAGACUCUGCCUUCAGCUGCACAGCUCAGUGUCCCACCUUGGUCCAGAGGCACAUAAGUCAAACACUCACAGUGACUGGCAGACAAGGAGACAGACUGACAGAGACACACAUUGUAUACAUAUAGACAGGCAGAGAAGAACAGAGACAGACAGGUGGCGUAGGUGUCAUGGCGUCAGUGGACAGCACUGGUUCAAGUGUCUCUGGUCGACUGAGAUCAGGGGAUCUACUUCACGCUGGUCUGGCAGUUGCACUGCUGCUUGGCGUAUGGACUGUUGGUGGACUGGAAGUUUCCACAGGUAAAGUGUCUUCAAUCGAAGCAAUGAAUGGCUCCACGGUUUUGUUGCCCUGCACAUACUCUUCAUGUAUUGGCAUCGAAAAUCUCUACUUCAACUGGCAAUAUAAUGACAAUGGAACUCUCAUAAAGUUAUGUGAAGCGUUGAUCCCUAUGGAGGGUGUGGAGCCGAAGGUCCGUGUGUCCCAUGAGCGUGUUGAGUUUGUCGGCUCCUCAAAGAGUAACAACAUUUCGAUCUUGCUAUGGAAUAUCACCUUUGAAGAUGAAGGAGAGUACAUCUGUUUUGCCAGGAAUCCAAAAGAGAAGAACCGAAACCACAGUGCUAUCUUCACUCUUAUAGUGGUGGAUCAAAUGAAGGAAGUUGACAACACUUUGACAAUCAUUAUUGUCUCAGCGUUGGGUGGAGUCAUAGGCUUAGUUAUCAUUGUCAUGGUGAUAAAGGCUGUUGUUGUUCACUUCCUGCAGAAGGAUGAUGAGAAAAAUAAAGAGUGCCUAGUGAGCUCCUCAGGGAAUGACAACACAGAAAAUGGUCUUUCAGGAGCCAAAACUGAAAACAAAGGGACACCAAAGGCUUGAACAAAAUGUUAAGUAUGCCUACAUGUUUGUAUAUAUGUUAGACAAAUGUACACACUCAGCGAAAAAUCAAUUAUCUUACUAGCGGCUAACAAAAACAACUUGUAAAAAUGUCUAUUUUAAAUCAUGCUUGAGAUUUGGGAAGUGUGAAGUGUGCAUAGGCCUGGAUCUCUCUCACUUACCAUGGUAGCCCAUUUGUUCCACUGUACAGCUUCUGCUCCACUUUCUUCACAUUGCAAUCUCCAAUUUAUGCAGUUGAUGUGUUAUUUUUUUCUAUGUACUUUCUUACUAUCUAAUAACAUUCACACUACGUUAAAGCAAAAACGCAUCACAAGGCCGAAAUCUUUUUUAUACACCCAAUGUCAGUAUUCAGUUUCCAGUCCAAAACAUGCUUUACAGUAUCAGCUGAGAAGCUACAAUAUGUUGGAUUCUUAGUCUGGAACUCUACAACUCCAAGUGAAACUUGGACUUAGAUAUACUCAACCAGUGGGAACAAAUAUCUUUGAUGCCAUGUUGAACUGCCAUAAUGAAAAACUGCCAGGAUGUCAGUCAAAGAACAGCACAACACUGCUCAAAUUCUUUCCCUUAGCUCUCAAAUGAUAUAAACGCACCUGGAUGAAAAUAAGCCAGGUGGUAACUGACUAGAAGUUUGGUUAUAAAGAAAAGAUAAAUUUUUUUUGUCCCAAUCACAUAAAUUGUUUAUAAAUAAAAUAGGAAG